Molecule: messenger RNA, 780 nt
Organism: Anastrepha ludens (Mexican fruit fly)
Lineage: Eukaryota; Metazoa; Arthropoda; Insecta; Diptera; Tephritidae
Exons: 2
Coding region: 1-780 (259 amino acids)
Biological process (GO): DNA repair; telomere maintenance
Molecular function (GO): DNA helicase activity
Source: RefSeq, a predicted model, not a curated record
AUGGCGCACGAAAAAUCGUUAGAGGCACUUAAUCGUACAUUGAAAGACUUGCGUGAAAAUCAACGUUUAUUUGGAAAUGCAUUGAUUUUAUUAACUGGUGAUUUUAGACAAACGCUACCCGUUAUUCCGCGAUCAACCCCAGCUGAUGAAUUGAAUGCGUGCUUGAAAGCAUCUAAUUUGUGGCGAUAUGUGACGAAAUUAACACUAAACACAAAUGUUCGCGUUCAACUCCAAAAUGAUUCAAAAGCUGAAGUUUUUUCAAAGCAAUUGUUACAAAUUGGCAAUGGACGAAUUCCUAUUGAUAAUAAUGGCUUAUUUAAAUUUCCAGAUCAUUUUUGUCAAAUAGCAGAAUCAAAGGCCGAUUUGGUGCAAAAUUACAAGAAUCACAAUUGGCUAAGUGAACGAGCUAUAUUAGCUGGUACGAAUAAAGAUGUUAACGAGAUAAAUGCAGAUAUCUUGGAUAAAAUACCUGGUGAUACUGUUGUAUACCGGUCUGUUGACACAGUUAUCGACCAAGAUCAAGUAGUUAACUAUCCAACCGAAUUUUUGAAUUCAAUGGAUAUAUCUGGAUUUCCGCCACAUUAUUUGCAAUUAAAAGUUGAUGCAACCAUUAUUAUGCUUCGGAAUAUUAAUCAUCCAAAAUUAUCGUGGGAGAAAGUGAGUCCGCAGGCAAUACAAAAUUGUGUCAUUGAAGCUGGGUUUGGGAAAACAGAUAUGCCCCAUAACGAUAACGGUUGGACCGCAGAAGAUGAGCUUACGCUAUCAGCACUUGCUCAGUGA